AUGUCAAGUAGAAAUUUUGCCAUAUAUUCUUGUGAAUCUUGUAAAGCAUUUUUUAGAAGAGAAAUAUUCAAAAAUAAGGUAUUGUUAUGUCCAUCAAAUGGAAAAUGUCUUAUAAAUGUCUUCACCCGAAGYUUAUGUCGAAAGUGUCGACUCGACAAAUGUCUGGUCGUAGGAAUGAAACCGGGAUUAGUAAUGACUAAAGAUGAACGACAAAUACGGCUUCAGAUUAUUAAAGAUAAUCGACUAAAGAGAUCACAYAUUAAGGAGAAAAAAGAUUCAUUGAUUAUAACGAGUAGUACUGAUAACAAUACAACWGCACUUAUGGAUCCAAUUAACUUAAGUAAUCCGUUAGAUAAUAUUGAAGCAAAAAMAWWAUUUAUGAAUUUUGCUUURAGAUUUGACUUGGGAUGGGAAAGGGAUACCAUUAUUAUAGAACUGUUAUCUGCUAUUGUCUUAUUUAAUCCAAAUCGUCUCAAUUUAAAACAUCGUCACAAUGUUAAGUAA
Oppia nitens is the source of this 504-nucleotide messenger RNA. RefSeq names its product nuclear hormone receptor HR96-like. The coding region runs from base 1 to 504 and encodes 167 amino acids. Lineage: Eukaryota; Metazoa; Arthropoda; Arachnida; Sarcoptiformes; Oppiidae. The transcript has 6 exons. The record is from RefSeq and is a predicted model, not a curated record. Gene Ontology annotation, biological process: positive regulation of transcription by RNA polymerase II; cell differentiation; negative regulation of transcription by RNA polymerase II. Gene Ontology annotation, molecular function: RNA polymerase II cis-regulatory region sequence-specific DNA binding; zinc ion binding; nuclear receptor activity.